Verticillium alfalfae VaMs.102 is the source of this 1206-nucleotide messenger RNA. RefSeq lists its product with no specific name. The transcript has 2 exons. The record is from RefSeq and is a predicted model, not a curated record. NCBI's taxonomy places the organism in Eukaryota, Fungi, Ascomycota, Sordariomycetes, Glomerellales, Plectosphaerellaceae. Bases 1 to 1206 code for a protein of 401 amino acids.
AUGACGCAGACCUUCAACGUUGCAAUCAGCUACCCCUUACCCGCUGAAAUGACGCUCAAGGAUGUCAAACGGGUGAUCCGAAGCUUAGGUGGGACGUUCCACAAACGGGACUUCGCGACGGCUACCGUCUUGUGCAUCUCUAAGGAUCUAUAUCGAGAUCUUUAUCAUACCAGCCUCGAGAUAGAACAGCAGGGAGGGUCUGUUGUCUCCUUCGACUGGCUUGAGGAUUCAUAUCAGGCGGGCUAUUUUCUGGACCCCCUUGAAUAUCACCUUUCUCAAGAACGAUGGGUCCUGUGUGAGGAAGAUGAAGAGAGUAAAGAAGAUGGUGAAGAAGAGAGCGAAGAAGAGAGUGAAGAAGAGAGUGAAGAAGAGAGUGCAGAACAAAGUGAAGAAGAAAGUGAAGAAGAGAGUGAACAAGAGAGUAGAGGAGAGAGUGAAGAAGAGGAAGAGAGUGAGGACGAGAGUGACGAAGAGAGUGAGGGAAGGGAGUCAGGGAAGGUGAGGACGAAAGUGAAGAAGAGGGUGAGGCACAGCGUGUGGAAUACAGUGAUACUAUCGCUGCAUUAUUUGAGAGAGAGCGAGAGUGAGGCACAGCGUAUGGAAUACUGUGGUCAUAUCGCUGUCUUACUCGGUAGUUUCGACAUUCUCUUGAUGAAAGAGGUCGAAAAAGAGAUGGAAGGCAAGAGUGAGGCAGAAGUUGAGGAAGAGAGUGAGGAGAGUGAGGAAGAAACGACUGCUACUCGAUUCGACCCCAGAAGGCCUUUGUAUAACUGUGGCAUUGUCAUAGCCGACAAGUCCCCCUAUCUGACCCAGGCGCAGCUCGUGGAAGAAGUUGGUCAUCUUGGAGGGGUAUUAUUACCUAGUAUUUCGACGGAUACUACUCAUCUUGUGGCCUCACCAGCGAUUUACAACAAGCUCCCACAAGCUGUCUUCUCGCGGUUCCCCAACGUCUCCUUUGUCAACCAUGAUUGGCUAGACGCCUGCUCGCAACAGGGGUCUCUAGUAGACGUUGGUCCGUACAUACACGACAGACUGGAUGAAGACGAGAGCGAAGAGGAGGAUGAAGACGAGAAAAAAGACGAGAAAAAAGACGAGAGCGAAGACCAGAGCGAAGACGAGGAUGAAGACGAGAAAAAGGACGAGGAUGAAGACGAGGGCGAAGACACAGACAACCCGAGUUGUGAUUCUAGAGAAAAGAUUAGCUGA